CACCGCGGGCGAACCAGCUGUCAAUGCCGGUGAUCAAGCUGUUUUGCCAAGUUUUGUGUUCUCCGUGCUAAAACCAUUUUCUGAAAAAACAUCCUUCCUGUGUGUAGCAUCGAGUGGAACUGUGCGUAAUGGCUUCGGAACGGUAUAGUUUUUCGCUGACCACCUUCAGCCCCUCGGGAAAGCUGGUUCAGAUCGAGUAUGCUCUGGCGGCGGUUGCGGCCGGAGCACCCUCGGUUGGCAUUAAGGCGGUGAACGGUGUUGUGAUCGCGACGGAAAACAAGCAGAAAUCAAUCUUGUACGAUGAGCACAGUGUGCACAAGGUUGAGAUGGUGACGAACCAUAUCGGUAUGAUCUACUCCGGCAUGGGACCCGACUAUCGGCUACUGGUGAAGCAGGCCCGUAAGUUGGCCCAGAACUACUACCUCACGUACCGCGAACCCAUUCCAACGUCGCAAUUGGUACAAAAGGUUGCCACCGUCAUGCAGGAAUACACGCAAUCAGGUGGUGUACGGCCGUUUGGUGUUUCGUUGCUGAUUUGUGGCUGGGACGAUGGCCGUCCGUACCUGUUCCAGUGCGAUCCAUCCGGUGCAUACUUUGCGUGGAAGGCGACGGCAAUGGGCAAGAAUGCAAACAACGGCAAAACGUUCCUCGAGAAGCGUUACAGUGAAGACCUCGAGCUGGACGAUGCGGUUCACACGGCGAUUCUUACGCUGAAGGAAGGGUUCGAGGGACAGAUGAACGCGGACAACAUCGAGGUGGGCAUUUGUGAUGCGAACGGUUUCCGCCGACUGGACCCAUCCGAUGUGCAGGACUAUCUGGCCAAUAUUCCAUAAGCUCAUUUUUCUGUUUAAGCGCUCGUGAAUGAAGCUUUUUGUCGGUAAUAUAGAGUUACACACUGCAGUGGGGUUGAUACUUUGGAAUAAAAUACUUUUCUUCAUGAGGAUAAUUCAAAA
Molecule: messenger RNA, 953 nt
Organism: Anopheles moucheti
Lineage: Eukaryota; Metazoa; Arthropoda; Insecta; Diptera; Culicidae
Gene: Prosalpha2
Product: proteasome subunit alpha type-2
Exons: 3
Coding region: 129-833 (234 amino acids)
Biological process (GO): ubiquitin-dependent protein catabolic process
Cellular component (GO): proteasome core complex, alpha-subunit complex; proteasome core complex
Source: RefSeq, a predicted model, not a curated record